Messenger RNA from Ficedula albicollis (Collared flycatcher), 3405 nucleotides. It is a transcript of the gene PSAP, whose product is annotated as prosaposin. Lineage: Eukaryota; Metazoa; Chordata; Aves; Passeriformes; Muscicapidae. The record is from RefSeq and is a predicted model, not a curated record. The transcript has 17 exons. Gene Ontology annotation, biological process: sphingolipid metabolic process. The coding region runs from base 44 to 1696 and encodes 550 amino acids. Gene Ontology annotation, cellular component: lysosome.
GGGCGGCGGCGCCGCAUUGCAGACGGGCACGGAGGGGGAAGCGAUGGCGCGGCCGCUGAUCCUCGGGCUCCUCAGCCUCUUUGGGCUCUUGGCUGCCGCUUUGGCAAGCCCUGUGCUGUGGCAGAAGGAGUGUGUGAAGGGGCCGGAGGUGUGGUGCCAGAGCAUCCGCACGGCGUCGCGGUGCGGGGCGGUCAAGCACUGCCAGCAGAACGUCUGGAACAAGCCUGUCGUGAGCAGUAUUCCGUGUGACUUGUGUAAGGAGCUUGUGACUGUUGCUGGCAAAAUUUUGAAGGAUAAUGGCACUGAGGAUGAGAUCCGCUCUUACUUGGAGAAGACGUGUGAGUUUCUUCCUGACCCAGGCCUUGUCUCUGAGUGCAAAGAAAUUGUGGAUUCCUACCUACCAGUUAUCAUGGAUAUGAUCAAGGAAGAGCUUGAUAAACCUGAGGUUGUGUGCAGUGCUCUUGCUCUGUGCCAGUCCCUUCAGAAGCACCUUGCAGCAAUGAAGCUCCAGAAACAGCUCCAGACCAACAAGAUCCCAGAGCUGGAUUUCUCUGAGCUGGCAUCCCCAUUCAUGGCUAAUGUGCCUCUCCUCCUUUACCCUCAGGACAAGCCUAAGCAGAAGCCUAAGGCCAGUGGGGAUGUGUGCCAAGAUUGCAUUCAGCUGGUCACUGAUGUUCAGGAAGCUGUGAAGACAAACUCCUCUUUUGUGAAGUCUUUGGUUGCUCAUGCCAAGGAGGAGUGUGACCGUUUGGGACCUGGGAUGUCUGAUAUGUGCAAGACCUACAUCUCUGAGUAUUCUGACUUGGCCAUCCAGAUGAUGAUGCACAUGAAGGAUCAGAACGUGGUGUUUCUGGCAGCUUUAAAGAAGCAACCAAAGGACAUUUGUGCCAUGGUUGGGUUCUGUUCUUCUGUCAAGUCUGUUCCCCUUCAGCCUCUGGUGCCAGCUCAGGUGGUUCAUGAGGUGAAAAUGGAAAUUGUGGAGGAAAGCUGGUUGAUUUUUGAACAGCAGAGCCUGCACUCAACCCAGAGCUACAAGAAGGCCUCAGUCCAAGAGAAGACUUUUUCCUUGUGUGAAAUCUGUGAGACCAUGGUGAAAGAAGUGACUGGCCUCUUGGAGAGCAACAAGACAGAGGAGGAGAUUGUGCACGAGAUGGAGGUGGUGUGCCGCCUGUUCCCGGGCAGCGUCAAGGACCAGUGCAAGGACUUCAUCGAGGUCUAUGGCCAGGCUGUCAUUGACAUGCUCCUGGAGGCAACAAGUCCUGAAGCUGUGUGUGCCAUGCUGAAAUGCUGUGCAGCCAGCAAGCUUCCCCAGCAGCCAGUUGUAGUGAAACCUGCAGGUGGCUUCUGUGAUAUCUGCAAGAUGGUGGUGGCUUAUGCAGACAAAGAGCUAGAGAAGAAUGCCACGACAGCUGAAAUUGAAGCUUUGCUGGAAAAAGUCUGUCACUUCCUGCCAGAGUCUGUCAGUGAACAGUGUGUGCAGUUUGUGGAACAGUACGAACCCGUGGUUGUGCAACUCUUGGCAGAGGUGAUGGAUCCCACUUUCGUUUGCACUAAACUUGGAGUAUGUGAGUCAGCCAAAGAGCCUCUCCUGGGGAAUGAUGCCUGUGUCUGGGGUCCUGGCUACUGGUGUAAGAACAUGGACACUGCUGCCCAGUGCAAUGCUGUUGAUCACUGCAAACGUCAUGUGUGGAACUAGAAGAAGAAUUUCCAGUUCUGAAAGUUUGCCAUGGCUCUUAGGAAAUGUGGGCCGAGGUUGGCAGAGAGCUGUAUCUCACCUGUCCCUCCUCUCUGCCUCAUUAACAAUUUGACCUUCAAGUUCCUUUGUUGUAACUCUUCUGUAGCAGUGCUGCUGUUGAAGGAUCAGAUUUUCAUUGUUGACUUAACAAAGAUAUUUCUGAUUGUACAGUUUAACCCAUUAUGCUCCUAAAAAUAGUCAGUGUGUUGUAGAUUUUUUUUUUUUUUUUAGUUGAUAGCUGAAGUGGUUUUUUAUGUGCUGGAAAGAAUGACAGAGAUGAAAUGAGUCAAGGCUCUUAUCUUUUAAUUUAAAAAAGAGCAAGAUAGCAACUAAACUUUCAAAUGUCUUUUUGUAGGCAGCAUUGAGAAGAUUUUACAUGCUUUGCAUUUUUAACAUCUGGCUGGAAUGUUUAUUUUCUGUGUGGGAGCUCUAAGGGAUAAUGUUGAAUCUGGGAAUCCUUUCGGCUGGAAUUUUCAGAGCUCUGCAGAUGCAGAGGAGGGGGCUUUGUGUGCCCAGCUAAUUUUCAAAGUAGUUGGUACUUAAAAAGAUGCAUCUGAGUGAUCAGCCUUUUGCAUUUGAGUGACCAGGCUUGUGGCUCAUGGUGUUGUUAUAGCUAAGGAAAACCCUCCCUCAGCUUUCCAUCACGUCCUUCUGAUUUCCUUGGACUUGGUCUCAGCACAGGUGUUCUGCUGCCAAGCCCAGUCCAGUGGGAUGUCAAUCUCCUGAAGCAUGCUGGCUUACCUGAGGAAUGAAUGACUCCUAUUUUUUUUUUUUUUCCUUAUCCUAGUUGCUCAAUUCUGCUUGGUCUUGCAGCUUCCCACAGGCUGGGUGCUGAGGAGGUAGCGUGAGCUGUCGCUGGAAGAUGGAGGAGGAUCAAGUCAGCAGGAGCUGGGAAUAUGUCAAUUUGUCAAGUGGAAUUUGUGGAAAAGCAGGGUUUUAUUGUAACCUGUUUGUUCCCUGCUCUGCUGUUUCUCUCACAGCAUAUUUCAGUCAUCUAAAGCAUGAGAGGUGGUGUGAGGCCUUGGGGCACCUCCCACUGCUGCCCACCCACUCUCACUGACGCCCUGCUGAGUAACUGGAGGUAUGGAUUGUUAUCCAGAGUUCCCAUUUCUGUUGGGAAAUGCAGCAAGCAGAGAUGGUAGGAGCAGUGCAGGUAUUUGAGGCUCUGCUGACGCACUUGACAGCCUGUCUUUCUGAAAUUUCACUUGAAUGGCUUGAAAUUCCCCCAGUAAAAGCCUUCAAGGAAGGCUGCUACCCUGGGAACAUGGCAGGCCCUUGAUGUGAGGGGUCCUUGGGAGUGAGAAUCCUGCUUGUACUGCUUGGGACAGACCCUGCAUUGGGUGUGCACUUCAGAUCAAGUUAAUCCCCAAAGCAAAGGCACUGAAGUAGCUCUGAGGAGACCUUUGGGAAGGAGCAGCUGGGCAGAUGUGGAGCUUUGAAAAUUCCAGUCCUGUUCAGAAAGAUGCUGGUAACUCCUGCUGUUCCUGUGGUGUGUGGGACGUGCAGGAGCUCCAGUAACAGUGCUGUGGCAGCAAGCAGAGUAUUUUUCAUUGGAAAACCACUGGGCUGCAGGUUUUUAGUUGGUACUAAAAGCCUGGGCAGUGCUGACAGAUGGCAACAGAGGCGGUUCUCUCCUGUUUCCUGAAUGGUAAAGCACUCAUGGCUUUAAA